AUGGCCGAGGAGUCAAUAACUGCGGCUGCUGGGCCAGAGGCCUCAUCGAGAACUCAACCAUCCAAACCCACAGACCAUGCUCACCCUAAGCCCAAACAUGAGUUCAACGAGCAAACAAACUAUGUGCCCGUCAAAACAAUUAUCACGAUCUUCCUCGCAUGCGCCAGCGUCGACCUGUUGGCCCUGAUUGACCAGACAACCUUGGCGACCAGUUUGUACAUAAUUGGCGACUCACUGGGUGCCACAUCUCAGGUCUCUUGGAUUGCCAGUGGCUAUUUCAUCACUUCGACGGUGGGUCAAUUGUUGUACGGCAGACUGUCAGACAUCUGGUCGCGAAAGGUCAUUCUCCUGUCCGGCUUGGCCGUGUUCUUCAUCGGCUCGCUUGCCAGUUCGCUGGCCCAGAAUGUCUUGCAGUUGACCAUUUUCCGUGCGUUCACGGGUAUAGGCGGCGGCGGUCUCAUGACGGUUGCGCAGUUGAUCGUCAGUGAUGUGGUGCCAUUGCGAGAGCGAGGAAAGUAUCAAGGCAUACUGGGCGCCGUUGUUGCACUGGCCAAUGGUAUCGGUCCAGUCAUUGGAGGCGCAAUCUCGUCUCAAGGACCAGAGUCGUGGCGAUGGAUCUUCAGAAUGAACAUGCCCCUCACACUGGUGACGACAGGUGCCGUGAUCUUCUUUAUGCCCCUGAAAAAGGUCGAGGGAGACUGGAAGAUGAGACUCAAAGCUGUAGACUUUGUCGGCAUCUUUCUGGCCUUGGCAGGCACUGUUGUCCUCAUGCUUGGUCUGACUUGGGGAGGAGGUGAAUACCCUUGGGACUCUGCGUCCGUCAUUGCGACACUUGUCGUGGGGCUGGCCGUAUGUGUUGGGUUCGUCUCGUGGCAGUGGAAGGGUCCGAGAUACCCCCUCGUACCUUUGCACAUUUUCAAGUCCAACAUCGUCAACGGUGCCUGUAUCACAAUGGCCAUCAAUGGAUGGAAUUUCGUCAUGCAGGUCUACUACAUCCCCUCCUUCUACCAGCUCGUGUAUGGAUACUCUCCAACUCGAGCUGGAGCCAUGCUUCUACCCAUCACCUUGGUCCAGACACUGAGCAGCACAUUGUCAGGCCUGGUAGUGCACUGGGUUGGCCGCUACAGAGAGUGUAUCUUGUUCGGCUGGGUAUGCUGGGCUGUGGGCUUGGGGCUCAUGUCGACGCUCGAUGAGGGAACAGGUGUAGGGAAGCAGAUCGGGUAUGGAAUCCUGAUUGGUGUCGGCGUGGGCAACACCCUGCAGCCAGCGUUGAUAGCUGUGCAGGCUGGAGUUGAGCGCAGGGACAUGGCGGUUGUAACGUCGUUCCGCAACUUUGUGCGAAACCUGGGCUCGACUCUCGGUUUGGCCAUCUGCGGCACGAUCAUCAACAAUGUGCUCGCUUCGUCGCUCUCUGUGCUCGACAUUUCGCGCGACGAGGUCGAGACUCUCCUCAGCAAUCCCCAGUCUCAUCUACAAGACUUGCCCGACAACGAGGCUGGGCGGGUCAGAGACAUAAUCACGCCAGCCUACCGACGUGGCUUUCGCAUCAUCUUCAUUGUGGGUGCUGGGCUGUGCGCGCUGGCCUUUGUCGUGGCAUGGUUCAUGAUGCCUCAGGUCGAGCUUUCUCGGCCAGAUGACGACAAGUUGAAGGAGGAGGGCAGGCGGGAUCAGAAAGUGGAAAAGAAGAGUCAGACCUGAUGCGGUCCUGACUGCGUGUUGACAGAUGGUGAACAAGUGGCCAGUUCAUAUCGUGUUGUCCAAGAUAAGGUUGGGCAGAUAAAUCGGGGUCCAGUAUGGAUAAAUGCGAUUGCCCGCUAAACUCCUUUUGGGGCCUGGCGGCCCUGGCUUGCCCCUUUAUAAAAGCUACCCCGCAAAGCACGGGCCCUUGUCCAUAGCUC
Emericellopsis atlantica is the source of this 1898-nucleotide messenger RNA. Its product is annotated as MFS general substrate transporter. Gene Ontology annotation, molecular function: transmembrane transporter activity. Lineage: Eukaryota; Fungi; Ascomycota; Sordariomycetes; Hypocreales; Bionectriaceae. Gene Ontology annotation, biological process: transmembrane transport. The coding region runs from base 1 to 1698 and encodes 565 amino acids. The record is from RefSeq and is a predicted model, not a curated record. The transcript has 8 exons.